Molecule: messenger RNA, 1319 nt
Organism: Ruditapes philippinarum (Manila clam)
Lineage: Eukaryota; Metazoa; Mollusca; Bivalvia; Venerida; Veneridae
Product: proprotein convertase subtilisin/kexin type 5-like
Exons: 2
Coding region: 18-872 (284 amino acids)
Source: RefSeq, a predicted model, not a curated record
UGGUUUUCAUAGGAAUAAUGUUGUCUCAGGAAACGUCAGCAUUCAUACUAAUAUUGCUCGUUGAUAUGGUAUUUACUCAAUGUCCUGUUGGCUGCAAGUUAUGUUCCGGUUCAAAUUGCACAAGUUGUGAAUCAUCUUACUUUUUAUCACAUGAUUUGUGUUCACCAUGUCCCAAGCAUUGUGACAGCUGUAACAGCUGGGAUGACUGUACUUUAUGUAAACCAAAUAAGCAUGGUUUGCAUGCAAGAUGUGAUUUCAACUGUGAUGGUAAUUGUCUAAACAGUGAAUGCGAUGAUAAAACUGGAGAUUGUACUCAAUGUAAGCCCGGUUUAUAUGGAUAUCAAUGUCAACACAAUUGUAGUUUAUGUGAAAAUGAACGUUGUGAUUUACGUACCUGCUCGAGUGAUUGUAGAGCUGGAUAUUAUGAGAUUAGGUUCGGUGCCGUAACAUUUUGUCAGGAUUGUCCGACAAAUUGUAAACAUUGCACGGAUGGGAAAGCAUGUUAUAUUUGCAAUGAUAGUUUUCACCUCUAUAAGUUUAAUGACAAUGUUCACUGUGUGUCAUGUUUGCAAGCACGGCAAUGUCCGGACUGUGUUAUCCAAGGUUGUAACCAGUGCCAAAUACACAAUGAUUCGUUAGUCUGUGCGGAUUGCCCAGAAGGACAAAUAUUCAAUGGUAAAACAUGCGUAUCACACACAGCAUUGUGCUCAAAAGAAUGUUCUACGUAUUGUGAUGGUAAUGGAAUAUGUCAAGGCGAAUGUAAUAAGGGCUGGACUGGUGAAAAAUGCUCCGAAAGAUGUAACAGUCAAUGUUUAAAGUGCACAAAAGAGAACCGAAAUAGUUGUCUACUGUGUAAAGGUAAUUAUUACUAAACCGAUUGCAGUUUAGCCUGCAACCCGGCAUGCAUAUUAAUGAGUGGUAAACAUACCUGUGAACAUACAGGCGGAUAUUGUCUAAACGGAUGUAAUCAAACAUUUUGGGGCGACACCUGUGAUAAAUCUUGUAAAAAUCUUAAAUGUGAUAGAAACAACGGUGCAUGUACAGAUGGAUGUAGGGAUGGACUGACCGGAGAUAAAUGUACUCAAACUAUCACAAUCGGUUAAUUAUGUGCAUAUGAUUACUGCCAGGAAUGCAUUUCAAAAUAAUUAAUUCAUAAAUAUGUCCUCUGGUUUAAAUCAAAUUCAUAAUUACCAUAAAUAUCGAUUAUUCAUAAAUAUUCGUCAUAUGUUGGAGUAUUAGGGGCAUUGAAAUACUUUUUUGCCUUGUUUACACAUGUUAGAAUUACUUUGAACGUUGGUAACUAUAACGUGCACGUUUAU